AUGCUUGCCCUGAUUGGGUCUUUUACACACGACGUGGCCGUUGAUGCUUUCGCUUUCAGGCGUGGGGCUUGCCUCAAUCAAAUUGUGCAAUCCACCCUGCUCCCAAUUGAGAGAGUUUUAGCAGAAGGGGUUGGAACGAAAGCAAGUGAGGGGUGGAGGGGUAACAUGAUGUAUAUAAACACCAUCCACGCGGUGGCACGACCUUCUUCUUCCUCUUCUUCUUCAAGCUCUUCAAGCCCAAGUCUUCAUCUCAGUCUAUCUUCCAGCCAGAUCAUACUUGACCCUUCUACCUUACCUUCACCACCAACACCAUCACCAUGGCCGACGAAGCUACCAAGGCUCACCUCCGCACCAAGUUCGACAAGCUCACCGCCGAUGACUUCAAGGAGGUUGCAGGCAACAAGGAAGCCCUCGCCGCCAAGGUCGCCGAGAAAUACGGCAUCUCCAAGGACGAGGCUACGAAACAAGUCGAGGAGGGUUUCGCUGGCAAAUAAGUAG
Messenger RNA from Cladophialophora immunda, 498 nucleotides. RefSeq lists its product as uncharacterized. Bases 1 to 498 code for a protein of 165 amino acids. NCBI's taxonomy places the organism in Eukaryota, Fungi, Ascomycota, Eurotiomycetes, Chaetothyriales, Herpotrichiellaceae. The transcript has a single exon. The record is from RefSeq and is a predicted model, not a curated record.